Messenger RNA from Labrus bergylta (ballan wrasse), 1593 nucleotides. RefSeq lists its product as uncharacterized. Lineage: Eukaryota; Metazoa; Chordata; Actinopteri; Labriformes; Labridae. Gene Ontology annotation, molecular function: RNA polymerase II cis-regulatory region sequence-specific DNA binding; DNA-binding transcription factor activity, RNA polymerase II-specific. The record is from RefSeq and is a predicted model, not a curated record. Gene Ontology annotation, biological process: regulation of transcription by RNA polymerase II.
GCUACCGGAAAGGCCAUUGUGUUGUCACUUUUACAAGCUAACCCUGCGAAUUAGUCGCGCCUUUUCUGACAUAAUUCAGGGCGGCAGCUGAGUGGAAAAUGUCUGCAGGUAUGCCGUCGUGCAGCUUAAACCUCGAGUCCCAGCUUUUGUCCAUAAUGGACGUGCUGGUAAAGGCUGCGGUGACGGAAAUCAGUCAGAUGUUCUCGGAGAACUCGGCGACCAUCCGGCUCCAUCUGAGCCAGAGCCUGAAGGAAAACGAAGCCCUGAGGAUGAGGAUGAAGGUGAUGAGGAGUGAACUUUUCUCCCUCCGGCUGCAGACCAGGACGCAACGACCGCCCAGCCGAUUUUCCUCGAAAGGAAAUGUCCCUAAACCACGGACUAAACCGCAAGUGGUUCAGAAGACUGUUGAGGAAGUUGUUUCUAUUUCUCUACAAUCAAAGGAGAAGACUUCCUCUGCUGCCUCUCGAUUAGAGUGUGCAGAUGUGGAGAACCCAGAUGUCAUCCUAAUCAAAGAUGAGGACGACUUUGGAGAAUGUGAGCAGGUUCAAGGUCAGGACCACUUUGGAAACCAAAGUAAGCAGAGUGGUAUUGCCACUGUGAAUGUAGAGCCUGCGGGUUCUUCCUGCUUAACAGAAAAUAAUGUGGAGCUGAGAAUCGUAAGUGUUCAUGGACGAGGGGAGGGGCCUCUGCAGGAGGAGAGCAGCCUCUUUAACGUCACUCAACUCCAGGCUUUUAGCUCUCUGUCUCCAGAACACAGCAUCCCUCAUGAUAGUUUUGUGGAUUUCACUUUGGGAUCCAAUGAUGGACCCUCGAUCAGAGGGAUGCAGAAUAACAGCGUUGUAGUGGCAAGAAACAGCCAGCUGGAAAAGGACAAUUCCACCCAGGUGACUUCAGCAGCAUUGAAUCCUGCAAUGAAAACAAUAUUUUUAGAACCUGAUAGUCAUGCGGGGCCACCCAGUCAUAUCAGCCAGUUCCCCCAGCUGCAGAAUGUCUUCCCUCAAACUGUUAACAAAUCCAUGGACUGUAGCUUCUGUGGGGAGCGUUUCCUCAGCCGCGAAGACCUAAUUGUACACCGGGCAAGUCACACAGGGGAGUCCCCUGUUUUAUGUUCAUUCUGUGGCAAGUCCUUCGUCAACAAGACUACACUGGGCAUCCACAUGCGCAUUCAUACCGGGGAGAAGCCAUAUGCGUGUACACAGUGUGGGAAACGCUUCACACAGAACGGUAGCCUCAAGAUCCACCUGAGAACUCACUCUGGAGAGAAACCAUACACCUGCAAUCAUUGCACCGCAAGCUUCAACAACCCCAGCAACCUGCGCAGGCACAUGAGCCUACACAUCCCAAAUGGAGCACUCUAAUGAUGAGAGAACAAUGUUUUAGCAUGUUAUAUCACUGACACCUGUACCACAGAGUUUUUUUCUUGAAAGAUGUGAUCUUGCCCUUUUUUAUUUGAUUUCUUUUUCCAAAGGUCAAAAGUUGACAUAUGUUAUAUAAUCACCUAAGACAGUUACUAAAAAUUAAAGAGGUCAUAUUCUGCCCUUUUGGGGGUUCGUACAUUUAAUCUAUGUACCUACUGAAGUAUGUUCACAAUAG